This is a messenger RNA of Coniosporium apollinis CBS 100218, 1203 nucleotides long. RefSeq lists its product as uncharacterized. The transcript has 5 exons. The record is from RefSeq and is a predicted model, not a curated record. NCBI's taxonomy places the organism in Eukaryota, Fungi, Ascomycota, Dothideomycetes. Bases 1 to 1203 code for a protein of 400 amino acids. Gene Ontology annotation, molecular function: antiporter activity. Gene Ontology annotation, cellular component: Golgi apparatus; trans-Golgi network; endosome.
AUGUCGGAGAACGAGAAGAUGCGGGUGUCGGGCGACCGAGAGCGGGAUACCGCCGCCCCAGUGCUUCCUGUAGUCAACCCAGACGUCAAGCCGUCUGAGCCUGCAAAGGCGACCUUCCACCCAGCUGUGUAUAUCGCCGUCUGGAUCUCCCUGAGCUCGAGUGUGAUCAUCUUCAAUAAGUGGAUACUAGACACCGCAAAGUUUCCCAUCUUCCUCACAUCAUGGCAUCUUACCUUCGCAACGAUCAUGACGCAGAUACUGGCGCGAUGCACCCCGGUCCUCGACUCGAGGCACAAAGUACCAAUGAACGGGCGUGUGUAUCUACGGGCUAUUGUGCCGAUCGGCCUCAUGUUCAGCAUGAGCUUGAUUUGCGGUAACAAGACGUAUCUCUACCUGAGUGCCACCACACCUGUCGCCGUGCUCCUUGCAACCUGGACCCUCGGAGUCGCACCAGUAAACUUGAAGACCCUCGGCAACGUCUCCUUUAUCGUCAUUGGCGUCAUUAUCGCCUCCUUCGGCGAGAUCAAAUUCGUCCUCACCGGCUUUCUCUACCAGGUUUUCGGCAUCGUCUUCGAAGCCACGCGCCUGGUGAUGGUCCAACGGCUGCUAAGCUCCGCCGAGUUCAAGAUGGACCCACUUGUCUCGCUCUACUACUUUGCGCCUAUCUGCGCCGUCAUGAACGGCAUCGUGUGCUUGUUCACCGAGGUUCCUUACAUGACCAUGGCCGACAUCUACAACGUCGGCAUCUUCGUUCUUAUCCUCAACGCGUUGGUUGCAUUCCUCCUGAACGUCUCUGUUGUCUUCCUGAUCGGCAAGACCUCCUCGCUCGUCCUCACCCUUUCCGGCGUCCUCAAGGAUAUCCUUCUCGUCGUCGCGUCAAUGGUCGUAUUCGGCGACCCAGUCUCCGGCCUCCAGGCCUUCGGCUACGCAAUCGCCCUCGGCGGCCUCAUUUACUACAAACUCGGCGCCGAGAAGCUCAAGGAGUACAUCUCGCAGGGCGGGCGUGCCUGGGCUGACUACGGCGUCCGGCAUCCGGCUAUGCGCAAGCUCAUUGUUUUCGGACUCAUCAUCGUCACGCUGUUCGUCCUCAUGGGUGGCCUUGCGCCGAGGUUCGCGCCGGAGUACUCGCAGUAUGCGAAGGGCAAGGUUGGGGAGUUCUUGGGUGACAAGGGGAGCUUUGUUACGCAUGCCAAGCCUUCGUAA